This is a messenger RNA of Antrostomus carolinensis (chuck-will's-widow), 1519 nucleotides long. It is a transcript of the gene TBCD, whose product is annotated as tubulin folding cofactor D. The record is from RefSeq and is a predicted model, not a curated record. Lineage: Eukaryota; Metazoa; Chordata; Aves; Caprimulgiformes; Caprimulgidae. The transcript has 18 exons. Gene Ontology annotation, molecular function: GTPase activator activity; beta-tubulin binding. Gene Ontology annotation, biological process: tubulin complex assembly; post-chaperonin tubulin folding pathway; bicellular tight junction assembly. The annotation marks the transcript as partial. Gene Ontology annotation, cellular component: lateral plasma membrane.
UGCAUUGGUUAUUGCUGCAGUAUUUGAUCGUGAUGUCAAUUGCAGAAGAGCAGCUUCUGCUGCCUUCCAGGAGAAUGUUGGGAGACAGGGUACCUUUCCACAUGGCAUAGACAUUCUAACUGCAGCUGAUUACUUUGCUGUUGGUAACAGAGUUAACUGUUACCUCACUAUAAGUGUAUAUGUUGCUGGCUUUCCUGAGUAUACACAGCCAAUGAUUGAUCAUUUAGUUAACAUGAAGAUUAACCACUGGGAUAGUGUUAUUCGAGAACUUUCAACCAAAGCUCUGCAUAACCUUACUCCACGGGCUCCUGAAUACAUGGCAAACGUGGUUUUGCCAAGACUUCUGCCUUUAUCAGUGGGCACUGAUCUGCACACACGCCAUGGGGCAAUUCUUGCCUGUGCUGAGAUCACCCAUGCACUGUGUAAACUAGCAGAAGAGAAUAAUAGGUCUAUAACACACUAUUUCAGUGAAAAAGUGUUGGAGGGACUUAAGCAAAUCCAUCAAGAGCUUUGCAGUCGUCAAUUGUACAGGGGUUUAGGUGGAGAACUGAUGAGACCAGCUGUCUGCACUUUAAUUGAAAAGCUGUCACUGUCAAAAAUGCCAUUUAGAGGAGAUCCAAUAAUUGGUGGCUGGCAGUGGUUAAUAAAUGACAGUCUAAGAAGUCUUCCUCUUGUCUCAAGCGCUGCACGACAGCUUGUAAAGGAGUCUGCGGUCUCUGCACUGGCUGCGCUGUGUAAUGAAUAUUACAUCAAUGAGAAGGGAGAAGCUGAUCCAGCUCUACAGGAUGAGCUGGUGACACAGUACGUUUCAGAACUCCAAAACACAGAGGAAAUGAUUCGUAGUGGCUUUUCACGAGCUCUUGGGGCCCUUCCAAGAUUUCUGCUGAAGGGCAGGCUCCAACAGGUUUUGGAAGGUUUGAAAAAAGUUACCUUAAUUUCCCCUGCAGACGUGAGCUUUGCAGAAUCCAGAAGAGAUGCCCUAAUAGCAAUUGCAAAGGUUUGCCAGACAAUAGGUGUAAAGGGAGAAGGAUCCCAGGAAGAAUAUGUUUGCAAAGAUAAUGUUACUCAGAUUUAUGCAACUCUACUUAAUGGUGUGACUGACUACACGACAGACAGCCGAGGAGAUGUUGGAGGAUGGGUACGUGAAGCUGCUAUGACAAGUUUAAUGGAAGUGACGCUUCUGCUGGUUCAGAAUGAAGCAGAGUUAAUUAAUGCCAACAUCUGCAAACAGAUUAUGUGCUGGUUGGCCCAACAGUCAGCUGAAAAAAUUGAUAAAUUUCGAGCUCAUGCAGGAUCUGUGUUCCUUACCCUUUUACAUUUUGACCAUCCUCCAGUUCCUCACAUACCUCAUCGAGAAGAGCUAGAGAGAAUAUUUCCAAGGUCAGAGAAAGAGACUCUAAACUGGAAUGCUGCAUCAGAAGCCUUUCCUCGAAUCACCCAGCUUUUGGGUUUGCCAGCGUACCAAUACUAUGUGCUUUUGGGUCUCUCGGUGUCGGUUGGUGGAUUAACAGAGACAACG